Helicoverpa zea (corn earworm) is the source of this 1943-nucleotide messenger RNA. RefSeq names its product juvenile hormone esterase-like. The record is from RefSeq and is a predicted model, not a curated record. The transcript is spliced from 7 exons. NCBI's taxonomy places the organism in Eukaryota, Metazoa, Arthropoda, Insecta, Lepidoptera, Noctuidae. Bases 1 to 1794 code for a protein of 597 amino acids.
AUGUAUAGCCGCGAUUUAGUGCUGUUCAUUUUGUUUUUAACGAUUCGUGUUGCAGCUGUCGCCACAAACCCAUCAACUGAUGGGUUGAGAUGCGAGGUGCGCGCGCACAUCGACUCCGGCUGGCUGUGUGGUCUGCGCCUGCCGGGGGAGUAUGACAAGGAGUACGCCAGCUUCAGAGGCAUCCCGUAUGCUCAGCAACCAGUGGGCGCAUUGCGGUUCAAGGAGCUCCAGCCAGUGAGGCCGUGGCCUCUCCACCUGGACGCUACACGGGAGGGUCCUAUCUGUCCGCAACAUGACGAGCUCUACGCGCGAAUGGUGCAACCACAAGUGGGCAUGAGUGAAUCCUGCAUCUACGCCAAUGUACAUGUACCCAUGGAAGCUCUCCCUGUAGUGGAAAGAGUUCAUGACCAAGACUAUCAUGUACAUCAUUUAAACAAUAGGACCAAGAAAGGUGUUCCAAUCUUAGUGUUUAUUCAUGGUGGAGGAUUCCAGUCGGGAUCAGGAGACACUGAUCUUCAAGGUCCAGAGUAUCUAGUUAGCAAGGGGAUUAUGGUCGUUACUUUUAACUACAGGAUCAACGUUUUCGGGUUUCUUUCGCUAAACUCUCCAAUAAUCCCUGGCAACACUGGUCUUCGGGAUCAGGUGACGCUGCUACGAUGGGUGCAAAGAAACGCGAGAGCUUUUGGCGGAGACCCCGAUGACGUCACGUUGGCAGGGCAGAGCGCCGGCUCAGCCUGCGCACAUCUGUUGUCCUUGUCUAAAGUAACGAAGGGACUUUUUAAAAGGGUGAUCCUUAUGAGCGGUACGGCAAUACCUGCAUUUUUUACUGCCUCUCCAAUUUAUUCCACCUUUGCUGCCACCAGAUUCCUAUCAAUCUUAGGGAUUAACUCUACAGAUCCCGACGUCAUCCACGAUCAACUCAUUAACACUCCACUGGAGGAUAUCGUAAAUGCUAAUAGUCAGUUCCAAUACGAGACAGGGUUGGUAAGCUUCUCUCCUGUCGUUGAAGGAGUGUACCCAGGAGUCGAGCGAAUCAUAGACGACGAUCCAAUAAGACUUAUAAAGCAAGGCCGAGGAAAGGACUAUCCACUGAUUGUCGGAUUCACAAAUGCAGAGUGCGAGUUUUUUAAGAAGAGAUUACUAUAUUUACGAAUGAUAAGGCGCAUUGAGGCAAAUCCUCUUCUAGUUUUACCUGUUCGCAUACCAUUCUCAACUGCUCCAAAUGUAGCCUUUGAACUGGCCCAAAAAGUGAUACACCGGUACUUCCAUGGAAAAUUAAAUAUAGAUGAUUAUUUAGAAGUAUGCAGAGAUACGUUUUUCUCGUAUCCUGCGUUCAAGGUAGUUGAAUGGAGAGCCGAGAUGGAUGCGGCACCGGCUUUCCUAUACAAGUUUUCAUAUGAGAGUAUAUUUAGCGCCGUGAAGGCAGGUGUGAACCUCAACUACCGCCGCACUGCUCACGUUGAAGACUUGACUUACAUCUUCCGCGAAAAUGCUAUUCUUGGUGACGAGAAGUCGUUUCCGCCUAAAAAUCAAGACGAUCUUAUGAAAGACUGGAUGACAGAUUUCUUUGUCAACUUUAUGCGAUGCGGUAAGCCAACUUGUGGAUUCAGAGGCUGGCUUUCAGUUCGAGCGAACGUCUUAAACUACCAAGCCAUCGACAAACCAGCUAUUCUCGAAAAUACGAUACCUACCAAAUACGAGCAUGACAUGAUCGAGUUCUUCGACAAGAUCGAACAGAUAGCCAGAAAUGCUUCGUUGAACGUCCUCCUCGACCCUGUAAUUACGCCAACGUGAUGGAAACGAGACGAACUACCUUCGAUGGUCACUGCUAAUAUUGAGGCAGGUCCUUUAAAAGAUAUAACUUCAGAUUGGCAAUUUUUUGUACAAUUUAUUUAAGUACAGUAUUUAAGUACCUAAAUGGAAAUGUCAAAAAUAACUUUCAG